CCGCCCUCACGUGACUAGUAGUUUUAGUCAUGGCCGACGAUUACAGGCGACAAGGCCUCGACUUGGAGAGAAGGAUAUUCGAGUUCGAUGCCAAGUGUUCCGCUCUCAAAGCCGAGAAACAAGAUGAUGACUAUUUACAAAAUGCAUCUGUCAUUCUGGACAAGUUGAAAAGCUAUUACAGACAAGGAGGGGAGAGCAGCAGCCUUUCCAAGCUGCUUCAGGAUUACACACAGGUGAUCCUAGAUAUCACAUUUUACGAAGAGAACAAAUUGGUGGAUCAAGAGUUCCCAGAGGACUGUUCACCGUUUAAAAUCCAGCAGCUCCUGCAAGACCUGACCGAGCCGGAAGUUCUGGUGGGGAGACUAGCACCAUCUCAAGAGGUGCAGGCUGUUUUGGGGCUGGAGUUGUUAGAAUGCCUCUAUUGGAGACGUGGGGCACUGCUCUACAUGUACUGCCACACCCUUCAUCAACGGAAGCAAUGGAUCAAGGAAAACAAGGAGACGUUCCUGAAGUGUAUUCAAGAAGGAGUGCGCUACCUAAUGCGGAUGCUGCAGGUGAGGAACUCGGUGAAGCUCAAUGAUGGGGUGGUGCUCCAUGACACUGCCACCGCAGGCUUCUUAUCUGAAGGCAUUUUCUCAGACACGCACCUGCUGACCAUGAUGUACAUCGGGGAAAUGUGCUUCUGGGCGGUGAAAUACGAAGACUACAGCGGUGACACUGUGGAUUGUAAAGAAGACCGCCUCCAGUUUAGGGACAUUGGCACGCAGAUCCUCAACAAGUACGUGCUCGCCUGUGAGGGUCCGCUGCAGGGCCAGGGCUGGAACACGGAGAACGCCAAGGAGAUCCUCAGUGUUUUACAGUGAAGCACGCCGCCUCCGUGUCGUCCUCAGACGAAAAUCGGAGAUCAGUAUUCAGUGUUUUUUUUUUUGUUUUUUUUUUCCAAUCCCUAAAUUUAAAUAAAAUAAAAAGGAACCUACCAGGUGAGGUACAGUGUAAUGGAAGGCAAAGAGGAGGCAAGGGGAGAAAAUGUAUUUGGGCAAAGGUCAGCUGGACCUCACUACAUGCCAGAAGGUCCAGUUUGGUGGCAUUAUAAGAUGUGGUGUAAAACUGACAAGUGAUUUUCUUUUUUUCUUUUUUCUACGUGUUCUGCUGGAGAAAAGCAGUUCUCAUCAUUCUAGACUGUUGACUAGGGCACUUGUUUUGCUCUAAGAAUGUUAUAAUAAUAUUAAUAUAAAAAAGUUCUUAGUAAAAAAUACAUUUCCUUUUUUUUUGUUUAUUUUAAAUUUUUGUUUUAGAAUUAUCAAUAACACAGCCUAAAAUGAAACAUUGCACAGUAACAUUUUUAUUUAUUCUUAAGUUGCCAUUUUGGUAUGCUUUUAAUAUUUGACAUCUGUUUAUACUCGAUACACACGUUUGUAAAUGUGUAUAAAAUGCACACAAAGCAAAGGAGUUUUUCCAGAAAGUGUGAAAGCAUAUGUCCAGAUUUAUUCAUAAUCUACCCCUUGUAUUCCCCCCUUUAUUGCAAAAUUUUCAACACUUAGUUAACUUUAUUUGUUUAGCUUUUAAUAGAGAAUGUGCUGUUUUGGAUUAAAUUUUCUGUUUUUUUAUGUCCUUGGUGACAAUAAAGCCCGUGUUUUAACAA
Molecule: messenger RNA, 1642 nt
Organism: Phycodurus eques (leafy seadragon)
Lineage: Eukaryota; Metazoa; Chordata; Actinopteri; Syngnathiformes; Syngnathidae
Gene: rimoc1
Product: rab7a interacting mon1-ccz1 complex subunit 1
Exons: 6
Coding region: 30-863 (277 amino acids)
Biological process (GO): mitophagy
Source: RefSeq, a predicted model, not a curated record